Molecule: messenger RNA, 4762 nt
Organism: Oryzias melastigma (Indian medaka)
Lineage: Eukaryota; Metazoa; Chordata; Actinopteri; Beloniformes; Adrianichthyidae
Gene: flt1
Product: fms related receptor tyrosine kinase 1
Exons: 30
Coding region: 220-4083 (1287 amino acids)
Biological process (GO): protein phosphorylation; positive regulation of kinase activity; vascular endothelial growth factor receptor signaling pathway
Cellular component (GO): signaling receptor complex; plasma membrane
Molecular function (GO): vascular endothelial growth factor receptor activity; ATP binding
Source: RefSeq, a predicted model, not a curated record
UAAGCCAAAGGAAACAAGUGCCGUGGAGUUGAGGAGUUGCGUGCUGUUUCGUGAUCUGGAGCCACCCGCACCAAAUCCGCCGUUUCCAUCACCUGAUCCAGCAGCGUGGCGCAGCUGUUGGCAGCGCUGAUUCUGUAGCGGAGUUAGAAACUCAGCAGCAGGAAUAAGAUUUCUUUAAUGAGUUUUGUUUGACAGCCUCUCGCUGCCGGAGCCUCCAGAAUGAUGAAUUCUAUUUCCCUGUGUUUUCUUUGUGGAUUGUACAGUGUUUUUGGAAAAGAUCAAACAGGAAAGUUCAGCGUUCCUCACUUGGAUGUAAGAUCUCGACAGAUGGUUCUGGAAGCUGACAAGACGCUGCUGCUCAAUUGCAGGGGCCGGUGGGAGCUGUCCUGGGCGUUCCCAGCAAGCCUGAUCCGAGAUGAGGUGGACCUGGAUGAAUCUCGUUGUGGGAGGACAAUGCAGCACUACUGCAGCAGUGUGCGAGUCAGCAAGAUUCAAGCCAAACACACCGGCCUGUUCCGCUGCCGGUACAAACACAGGACAGAAAAACAGGCGUCCGUCUACGUUUAUGUUGCAGACAGUCGGCAGCCGUUUGUGGAACGCGCCAGUAAGAGCCUCAAUGUGCUGUACAUGAAGGUGAAGGAGCCUCUGGUCAUCCCCUGCCGGGUCACCGAUCCCAACAUCACCACCACUUUGGUCAAGUCUCAGUACCUCAGCAAGAGUUACAGCGCAGACCAGAGGAACAUCAUUUGGAACAGCAGACAAGGAUUCACCAUCCGAGCUCCCACCUACUACGACGUCGGCCUCUUCUACUGUCAGGCCACCGUCGACGGGGUCAGACACCAGUCGCAGAGUUACUUCGUGCACAGAACAGUGAGCAACAUCACGAAGGUGAACCUGAACAGCACAGAUGUAGUCCGAGCCCUGAAGGGCGAGAGGCUGGUGUUGAACUGCACCGCAACGGCAGAGCUGAACACCAGAGUCAACAUCACCUGGAGCUAUCCUGGGAAGGGGAACAAUGCCGGCUUCACCUCCAAAAUGCUGGUGAGACACAGACUGCACGUGUUGUUCUACAGCACGCUGACCAUCCCCAAGCUCCAGCGUUCAGACAGAGGUCUCUACACAUGUCGCGUCACCAGCGGCAACCAAAGCAAGCAGAAGCAAGUUACAGUCACCAUAUAUGACCGUCCAUUUAUCCGUCUGAAACCCCGAAACGGAUCCCUGAUGGUGGUGCAAGCUGGACAAAAAUCUUAUAGAAUUUCCCCCAAAGUACGAGCAUUUCCUGCCCCUGAAGUUUUCUGGUUUAAGGAUGGGAACUUGGCUGCAGAACACUGCUCCAGAUACCGCAUCAACGGGACUUCCCUGGUCAUUAAGGAUGUGGCAGAAGAGGAUGCAGGAAAGUACACAGUCCUCGUGCAAAUCAAGGAGCACGGGCUGUUCCAGAAUCUCACUCUAACCCUCAUGGUCAACGUGAGUCCUCAGAUAGCAGAGAAAGCCGUGUCAUUGCAAGACCCCGGCUCGGUGCCGCGGGGGAGCAGGAAAACACUGCGCUGCACGUCCCACGGAGUUCCUCCUCCACACUUCCAGUGGCUUUGGCAUCCUUGCCCGUCCAAAGGCCUGUGUGUGUGUCCGUCCUCCUCCUCUCUGUGGAGCCCGGUGUCAGAGAGCCUCCCUGCCUCAUCUGCACACAAUCACAUCCUGAGUGUUGCUCAUAGACAGGAAGUGCUGCAGGGGAAGAAAAAGACUGUGGGGGUCCUGACUGUUGCAAAAGCCUUUGUGUCUGGGGUGUAUCGCUGCGUCGCCUCCAACGCUGUCGGCUCCGACCACCUAGACAUCCACUUCUACGUAACAGAUGUCCCGGGAGGUUUUUGCGUAAAGCAGCAAGAGGAGGAGGCCAGAGAGGGCGGAGACCUCCACCUCACCUGUUUGGCCAACAAAUACCUUUACGCUGCGUUGUCAUGGCAACCGGUGAAGGAAUCCCGCUUCCCUGCUCCGAUUAUUCACCAGCACACUACGGGGAAUUUCUCCAGCUCCCUGGUGCUGUUGCUAAGCAACCUGACAGCUCGAGACUCUGGAAUCUACAGAUGCUCCACCCGCCACCUUUUCACCGGGAAGGUGACUCACCUGGACACGCAGGUGGUCGUCACAACUCUGAAAGCCCCCGUGCUUCUGGGUAAUCUGACCGACUGCACCGUCAACGUAAGCGCAUCAGUGACCCUCGGCUGUCUGUCUCACGGCGUCCCACCUCCAACCAUCACUUGGUACAAAGAUGAGCAGCUUCUGCAGCCGGGAUCAGGGAUUGUCAUUGAAAGAGAUGGGAGCCUCCAUAUUGACAGAAUCACGGCGGAGGACCAGGGCCUGUAUACGUGUCAGGCCAUCAAUGAGAGGGGAUCUGUGGAGACUUCAGCCCAUAUAUGGGUCAGCAGUGUGUCAGAAACUUCAUUUCUGGAAAUUCCCACACUCGUUUGUACCUGCGUGGUGGCCACUCUCUUCUGGCUUCUGCUCACGCUCCUCAUUCGCAAAAUGAGACAGUCCAACAGCUCAAACACCAAACCAGGAUACCUGUCCAUCGUGUUCGACACAGGAGAGGGGCCAUCUGAGGAGCAGUGUGAUCGACUGCAGUACGACCCUCAUCAAUGGGAGUUCCCUCGGGAGCACCUUAAAUUAGGAAAAUCUCUUGGGCGUGGAGCUUUUGGUAAAGUGAUGCAGGCGUCCGCUUUCGGUAUUGACAGUGCCUCCAGCUGCAAGACGGUUGCCGUCAAGAUGCUCAAAGAGGGAGCCACAGCCAGUGAACAGAAGGCUCUGAUGACGGAACUGAAGAUCCUGAACCACAUUGGAAAUCACCUGAAUGUUGUCAACCUCUUGGGGGCCUGCACAAAGCCAGGAGGACCGCUGAUGGUCAUUGUUGAGUACUGUCGCUUUGGAAACCUGUCAGCUUUCCUCAGGAAAAAAAGAGAUGUGUACAUACACAACCAGCUGCAUGGAAGAGCGGAUGAUGAGUCAGGGUGUGGCGACAACGUGUCCACCAAAGCAUUGUCUGAGUCAGACUCAAAAGACAACAGUUGUGAACCAAAGUCAGCCUCCCCUCUCCUUCUGGAGGACCUCAUUUCUUUCAGCUUCCAGGUGGCUCGUGGGAUGGAGUUUCUGGCCUCUCGCAAGUGCAUUCACAGAGAUCUGGCAGCGAGGAACGUGUUGCUGUCUGAAAACAAAGUGGUGAAGAUCUGUGAUUUUGGCCUGGCCAGAGACAUUUACAAAGACCCCGACUACGUCCGCAAGGGAGACGCUCGUCUCCCUCUGAAGUGGAUGUCUCCGGAGUCCAUUUUUGACAAGAUUUUUACCACACAGAGCGACGUGUGGUCUUAUGGUAUUCUGCUGUGGGAGAUCUUCUCUUUGGGAGCAUCUCCUUACCCUGGUCAUCACAUAGAUGAGGACUUCUGCCUCCGACUUAAGAGGGGGACGAGGAUGAGAGCCCCAGAUUACAGCACACCUGAGAUUUACAGUAUAAUGCUGGCAUGUUGGGAGGGCGAUCCUUCAGAUCGACCAACGUUCACCAACCUGGUGGAGACACUCGGGGACCUGCUACAAGCCAAGGUGCAGCAGGUCAGAGAGGUUCAAACCCUCAUGCUACACACACACCGGAAUGGAAAGGACUACAUUCCUCUGAGAUUCUUCAUGAAUGAAGCCGUCCGUCCCUCAGAGGCCUUUACAGAAAACCCUCUUGCAGUAACCAACCUAAGCUACAUGAGGGGUAUGGCCACACUUCAGACUUUUGAGGAAUUGCAUUGUGGGGAACAAGAAAGCUCUGAUGAUGAGCAGAGCGACAGUGGGAUGGUCCUGUCGUCCGAAGAGCUGAAGAAUGUGGUGAAGAGUAACACCAAGAACAAGAAAGUCAGCAGGUUCUUUACCUUCGCUAAGUGUCGAGACCAUCAGGUGCCUUUCAUGUGUGGGAACAUCCCUGGUCGCCAUGACGACGAUCCUUCCAUCCUCCCUUGUGGCUGGGAGUCAGAUGAAGGCUGCUCCCCGCCUCCUGACUACAACUCCGCCUUCAUCUACCCCUCCAGCUUGGAACCCUCUGUAACUCCCUGAUAACUUUUUUCUUUCUUAGUGCUCUCUACCUCUUUGCAUCUGCUUUUUUUGUUGUUUUUCACCUUUCCAUCUAAAACAUAGCUGUACGUGACACUACUUACCCUCAAACAUAAGCUGCACGUUUUUAGCAUUAGAGCUUCUUGUACUGUCUGGUACCUCAUACCCAAAGCUUUGAGGAGAGGAACGCUGCUGUAGGAAAUUACUGUUCCUCUUCCACAGCUAAUUUAUGCUGGAAAAAAACUAUAUCCACUGAUAUAUAAUGGUAUAUUUGUCCGUAAUUCAUGUAAAUUACAUUUAUUUGGUUAGUGCCUAUAUUCUUCAAAUCUAUAAAAUGUCUUUAGAGUGACUCAGGAUGAUCAAACUGUCUGCAUUUUAUUUUAUAAAGCUUAAAAACUGUAAAUUGAAUGCAUAUUAUGUUUUCUUCUUUUUAAAAAGUUUAAAACUCUCAGGAAGCUGACGAACUUGAACGGCGGACAGGAUUUGACUGUAGAAUUCCACAUCAGAUUCUUCUAUUUUGGUAUAUUAGUUCUAAAAGGGGAUUACAUUUCAUUACUAAUUUAGUUUAGGGGCAAAAGUUUAAAAGCAGACGAUUAUAAAAUCCGACUUAUUUGCUUUCAAAACAUUUGGUCAGUGCUUGUACUUGCUGAACAGAAUUUGAAAGUAAAUAUCUAUAACCUCA